AUGGCCUACGAUAAUCCACAUUUCCAGGCCGAGCCCUCGCAGCCGGAUAACAAGGAGGAAGCCGCAAGCACCGACGCCGGUUCCCUAGACUGUGUAAUCUGCUUCACCCACUAUGACCGGAUCUUCAAAGUUCCCAAGGAGCUGAGUUGCGGCCACAUCUUCUGCCUGGAGUGCCUGGCCCGCAUCAACGUCUCCUCUGAGGAUGUGAACGCCAUCACCUGCCCGGUCUGCCGGGCGCUUACCAGCCUGCCUUCCCGCAAGGGGCUGCCAGGCCUUCCCACGCGCAGCGACCUGCUGGAGCAGCUCCCAGCCGUGCCCGCCCCCCUUGGCUCGGUGCGCUUUGACCGUCAGCGGGGUUUGCUGUACCUCCCCGGGGGGCGCAGGGGCGCUCCUAAAGUCAGGGCCAAGCCAGGGGCUCCCCUCAACACCGUCAGCCUCAGUGUCGAUGUCGGGAGGCCGGCCCCGCGAGGGCCAGGCCGGAUGCUGAGUCUCUCCGGCUGGCCUUUCUACGUGGCCCUGGCGAUUGCCCUGCUGGUUACCAUUGGCUUAAUUAUCUGCGGCAUCUACAUCUUUCUGUUACCGACCAUGUAUACUAUUCCGUUUAUGGGGCAGCCGCAAGCUAACCACAGCCAAGGGCAUGCUGGAGGAAACCACAACCACUCCUGGACUAACUCCCCUCCGCCGAUGGGCUAA
Euleptes europaea (tarantolino) is the source of this 693-nucleotide messenger RNA. RefSeq names its product ring finger protein 225 (gene RNF225). The record is from RefSeq and is a predicted model, not a curated record. Gene Ontology annotation, molecular function: ubiquitin protein ligase activity. The transcript has a single exon. Bases 1 to 693 code for a protein of 230 amino acids. NCBI's taxonomy places the organism in Eukaryota, Metazoa, Chordata, Lepidosauria, Squamata, Sphaerodactylidae. Gene Ontology annotation, biological process: protein ubiquitination.